Messenger RNA from Drosophila gunungcola (fruit fly), 2026 nucleotides. RefSeq names its product putative sodium-dependent multivitamin transporter. Gene Ontology annotation, molecular function: symporter activity. Lineage: Eukaryota; Metazoa; Arthropoda; Insecta; Diptera; Drosophilidae. The record is from RefSeq and is a predicted model, not a curated record. Gene Ontology annotation, cellular component: membrane. Bases 189 to 2021 code for a protein of 610 amino acids. The transcript has a single exon. Gene Ontology annotation, biological process: transmembrane transport; sodium ion transport.
UUCAUCGACGGCCGGCAGACGGUGAAGACGUGUGUGUUCCGACGCCCAAAAGCAGCACAUUCGCUGAAUCUCAAGAGGCCCGAUUAGGGCAACUUAUCAGUCUCAGCCGGAGCGAUUAGAUGUGCGAUAAGGGAUUGCCGGCGAAACUAGCCUAGCACCUAAACCACCACCUUCACCUGUCAUUCGCAAUGGCCACCUUGGGCGCCUGGGACUACACCAUCCUGGCGGUGGUGCUGGUCAUCUCUGUGGCCAUUGGCAUAUAUUACCGCUUCGUGGGUGGCAGGCAGAGCACCACUACCGAAUACCUGCUGGCGGAUCGCUCCAUGGGCGUAACUCCGGUGGCCUUCAGCCUGAUGGCCAGCUUCAUGUCGGCCAUCACCAUACUGGGCGUAUCCAUGGAGAACUACCAGUACGGCACCAUGUUCGUGGUGAUCAACCUGUCGUAUGUGUUGUCCACGCCAGUGGCCGCCUAUCUCAUCAUUCCGGUCUUCUACCGCCUGAAGACGGCCAGCGUGUACGAGUAUCUGGAGCUGCGCUUCGGCUAUGCCACCCGACUGGCCGCCUCGCUCAGUUUCACGCUGCAGAUGGUCCUCUACAUGGGCAUUGUGGUCUACGCCCCGGCCUUGGCCCUGGAGGCUGUGACCGGACUGAACCAGGUCUUCUCCAUUGUAAUCGUUGGCGUCGUGUGCACCUUCUAUGCAACGCUCGGCGGGAUGAAGGCCGUACUCAUCACGGAUAUCUACCAGUCGCUACUCAUGUUCGCCUCUGUAUUCUGCGUGAUCAUCUGCGCCUGGGUGAAGGCCGGCAGCUUGGAGGAGAUAUGGCGUGUGGCACAGGAGAACGGCCGCAUCGAUUUCAGCAACUUCAGUGUGGAUCCCACGGAGCGACACACGUGGUUCACCCAGAUCCUGGGCGGAAGUGCCACCUACCUGGCCAUCUAUGGGGUGAACCAAGCGCAAGUUCAGCGCCUGAUGUCGGUGCGAAGUUUGAGUGCUGCUCGAGCGGCCCUGUGGUGGUGCCUGCCCAUCCUGUGCCUGCUGAGCGUGAGCACCUGCUUCUCGGGGCUGUGCAUCUACUGGUACUACCGCGACUGCGAUCCGGUUCUGGAGGGACGGGUCAACUCACGCGACCAGGUGAUGCCGCUCUUUGUCGUGGACACGAUGUCACAGUACACCGGCCUCGCCGGGCUCUUUGUGUCGGGGAUCUUCUGCGCCAGUCUCUCCACGAUUAGCUCGAUAAUUAGCUCAUUGGCGGCCGUCACUUUGGAGGAUUACCUCAAGCCUUUGGUUAGCUGCUGCGCCAAACGGACGCUCACCGAUCGCCAGACGUUGUGGUAUUCCAAGUUGCUGUCGCUAUUCUUCGGUGCCCUGUGCAUCGGCAUGGCCUUCAUGGCGGGAUCCAUUGGAGGACUUCUGCAGGCGGCACUCUCAAUUUUCGGCAUCAUCGGCGGCCCGCUGCUGGGACUCUUCACGCUGGGCAUGUACGUGACCAGGGCCAACGAAAAGGGAGCCAUCGGAGGGCUGCUCAUCUCGCUGGCGUUCUGCCUGUGGAUCGGUUUUGGGCAGCCAAAACCUCCGCUAGUUAGCUUGGACAUGUCCACGGCCCACUGUCCCGUGAAUAGAAGCUAUAACGGGGAUAUUUUCGUAAAAGCUGCGAAUGCCGAGGAGCCUAAGGAUGGAGGCGAUCAUUUCUUUUAUUUGUACAGGAUCAGCUACAUGUGGUACGCUGCCCUGGGCUUUCUGAUUGCCUUCUUCGGCGGAUGGCUAUUGUCCUGGCUGUUUGCCCUCCUUAACUGGGAUAACAAUCAUCGCAUCUACCAGGAUGCAGACUGUAAGCUUAUUAAGCACGAUCUCUUUGUGCCGCCGCUGGCCAAACGUCUGCAACGGCGACAGAUGCCACUGCUGGUGGUCACCGGCACCAGCUCGGAGAUUGGGGGCAUCCCGGCGGAGACGGUGGAGACAGCACCACCGCCGACGCGUCUGGACGAGAUCGAGUGGGAGAAACACAAGGCUGUGGCGUAGCUCAA